This is a messenger RNA of Tribolium madens (black flour beetle), 1442 nucleotides long. RefSeq names its product growth/differentiation factor 8 (gene daw). Gene Ontology annotation, cellular component: extracellular region. The record is from RefSeq and is a predicted model, not a curated record. Gene Ontology annotation, biological process: BMP signaling pathway; SMAD protein signal transduction. The transcript is spliced from 4 exons. Lineage: Eukaryota; Metazoa; Arthropoda; Insecta; Coleoptera; Tenebrionidae. Gene Ontology annotation, molecular function: cytokine activity; growth factor activity. Bases 36 to 1223 code for a protein of 395 amino acids.
CAAUCUAGUUUAAAAUCAUCUGUAAACAAAGCAAAAUGGGCACCAGAGCCGUUUUGGUGUUGCUGUUCUUCCUCUCGGUGGGACGCAGUGAUCGAAGUUUGCGGUCGGUUUUUGGUGCGAUUUUCGUUCCGGGCACUCAGUUCGGCCAAUCGGAGAACAGUGUGGCCGAUGAAGCACCAAACGUGCCCCCAAUGGCCUAUUCGGUCACUGAAAAGGAGUUCACGGCUUUGCGGAUCGAAUACAUCAAAAACCAAAUACUGAAAAAGCUCAGGUUGAAGGAGAAGCCCACUGUGGCUAUAGCCGAGUUGCCUAAACCUGUCAAGGAGUACGACAAUCUGAUACCUGACCACGAUGAUAAUUUACAUAGUGGCUACUCGGAGGAUUUCUACGGGAAGACCACACAAGCUAUCAUCUUCCCUUAUGAAGAUGAAGCUCGCUGUUUGCGAAAAAUUCGCUUUCCUUCAGUUUGCGUCCCUUUCGAAAUGCCUACUGAUAUCCACUCUACUGAUGUUAGCACAGCUGAACUUUGGUUUCACAAAGAACCCGAUAAUCUCGACUCCCAUAAUCAAACUUUCGUGGUAUCGGAAGUGGCCCAUUGGGAUACCAAUAAAAGUUUCCAGAAAACCAAGCCCAUAGCAAUCCAAGAAACGAGUCUCACAGAGGGUUGGCUGAAGGUCGAUGUGACUUAUGUGGUGAAAAAUUGGCUCGAUUACCAAGACUCCCCAACGCAUGCCAUAAGCGUGGCUUGCAAGACUUGCGGAAUGGACAAGAACCAAUCACCAAUUUCGUUUUCAAGUGAAUUGAAACCGUUUUUGGUGGUUUAUACUCACUCGCAACAGAGGAGAUCCCUACAUCGGAGGCCUAAAAGGCAGACCAAGUGUUCUGCAGGCCGAAAUGAGUGUUGCAGGGAAAGCUUCUAUGUGUCAUUCGCUGAUAUAGGUUGGGAUGACUGGAUUAUCAGUCCCGAGGGCUACGAUGCCUAUUUCUGUAAAGGCUCGUGUGUUACAGCCUCGGCUUUGACGCUAAGUGCCACGCAACACAAUAGUAUAUUACAGAAAGUCAUGUAUGGGCAGAACAAAAAUCGCGGCUCGCGACCCGAAUUGACCCCCUGUUGUGCUGCAACCCAGUUUCAGCCUUUACAGUUGGUCUACAUGGAUAACAAUAGAACUUUGAUGACAAAAGUUUUGUCGAAUAUGAUUGUGGAAAGUUGUGGGUGUUGGUGAUGAUACUAUAGCAGUAUUUUGUUUCGUGAUUUACUCACGUGCAACAAACCAAAGCGAAAGAUACCAAAAAUUGGGGAAAUUUUCGUUUUAGAAUUUUUCUUCUUAUGGGUGUGAUUUUGUACGUCAAUUUAAUUUAUUUCUUAGGUAAUUGUAUGUUAAACUAUGUUAUAUUUAUUUAAUGUGUAUUUUUUAAUUUUAUAAGUAAACCAAUUUGAGCAA